Molecule: messenger RNA, 1328 nt
Organism: Propithecus coquereli (Coquerel's sifaka)
Lineage: Eukaryota; Metazoa; Chordata; Mammalia; Primates; Indriidae
Gene: SHBG
Product: sex hormone-binding globulin
Exons: 8
Coding region: 59-1300 (413 amino acids)
Molecular function (GO): steroid binding
Source: RefSeq, a predicted model, not a curated record
UGCCCUCACUACAUUCUCCAAAGAGUUGUCUGAGCCACACAGUGGACAGCGGCUGAUUAUGGAGAGCAGAGGCCCACUGACCACCUGGUAUCUGCGGCCACUGCUGCUGCCGCCGCUGCCACUGACGCUGCUGCUGCUGCAACUGCUGCAACUGCCUCACACCCACCAGGGACGGCCCCUGAGACAUACUCUCCCUACCCAGAGGGCCCAGGACCCUCCUGCUGUGCACCUUGGCAAUGGCCUGGGACAAGAGCCUGUGGCUGUCAUGACCUUUGACCUCACCAAGAUCACCAAAACCUUCUCCUCCUUUGAGUUUCGAACCUGGGAUCCAGAGGGAGUGAUUUUUUAUGGGGAUACCAAUCCUAAGGAUGACUGGUUCAUGCUGGGACUUCGGGACGGCAGGCCUGAGAUCCAGAUGCACAAUCGGUGGGCCCAGUUUACAGUGGGCGCAGGGCCUCGGCUGGAUGACGGGAGAUGGCACCAGGUGGAAUUAAAGAUGGAUGGGGACUCAGUGCUGCUGGGGGUGGAUGGGAAGGAGGUGCUGCACCUGAGACAGGUCUCUGGGCCCCUGGACACCAGAGUCCAGCCCAUCCUGAAGAUUGCCCUGGGGGCACUGCUCAUCCCCUCCUCCAACCUGCGCUUCCCGCUGGUCCCCGCCCUGGAUGGCUGUGUGCGUCAGGGCACCUGGCUGGGCAAACAGAUCCAGACCUCAGCCUCUGCCCCCACUAGCCUCAGAAGCUGUGAUGUGGAGUCACAACCCGGGAUAUUCUUCCCUGCAGGAACUCAUGCAGAAUUCAGUCUCCAAGACAUUCCCCAGCCUCAUAGGGAGCCCUGGGCCUUCUCUCUGGACCUGGGACUCGAGCUAGUGGCAGGCUCAGGCCACCUCCUUGCCCUUGGGACACCGGAGAACCCUUCUUGGCUCGGCCUCCACCUCCAAGAUCAAAAGGUGGUGCUGUCUCCUGGGUCCGGACCAGGGCUGGAUCUGCCCCUGGUCUUGGGACUUCCUCUUCAGCUGACGCUGGGUGUGUCCAGGGUGGUCUUGAGCCAGGGGCUGAAGACAGAAGUCCUUGCUCUGCCUUCCUUGGGCCUUGGCCCCAUCCUCAACCUCUGGGCCCAGUCUCAAGGGCGACUCUUCCUGGGGGCUUUACCAGGAGAGGACUCUUCUGCCUCCUUUUGCUUGAACAGCCUUUGGGCACAAGGCCAGAGGCUGGACAUGGACCAGGCCCUAAACAGAAGCCAGGACAUCUGGACUCACAGCUGUCCUCGGAGCCCAGGCAAUGGCACUGACACCUCCCAUUAAAGCCCUACCUAAGAACUCCUUUGAAAGU